AUGGCCGUUCCUCGGAGCUCCUUGAUCAUCGCCAGCGUCUUGGCACUCUUCCUCUUCUCCUCAGCAAAUGGCGGCAGCAUUGCUAUCUACUGGGGCCAGAACGGCAACGAGGGCACCCUCGCCGAGACCUGCGCAACCGGCAACUACGCCUUCGUCAACAUCGCCUUCCUCUGCAGCUUCGGAUCAGGCCAGUCUCCCCAGCUCAACCUCGCCGGCCACUGCGACCCCUACUCCAACGCGUGCACCAACCUCACCGCCGACAUCCACUCCUGCCAGUCCAAGGGCGUCAAGGUCAUGCUCUCCAUCGGCGGAGGCGCCGGAGGGUACACGCUCAACUCCGAACAGGACGCCGCCGACCUCGCGCAAUACAUCUGGAACAGCUACCUCGGCGGUUCAGGGAAGAGGCCCCUCGGCGACGCUGUUCUCGACGGCGUCGACUUCGACAUCGAGAGUGGUAACCCAGACUACUACGGCGCCCUCGCGGCGCACCUGAAGUCUUACAGCGGCAAAGGGGGGAAGAAGGUGUACCUGUCAGCGGCGCCGCAGUGCCCAUUCCCGGAUGCGUCGGUCGGCAAGGCCCUGGACACCGGCCUCUUCGACUACGUCUGGGUUCAGUUCUACAACAACCCGCCUUGCCAGUACACGCCGGGGAGCACCGCCAACCUGCUCAACUCCUGGAAGCAGUGGACAUCGGCGAUCAAUGCUACGUACAUCUUCCUCGGCUUGCCGGCAGCCCCAGAUGCGGCGGGGAGCGGGUUCAUACCGACGGGGAGCCUCGAGUCGCAGGUGCUCCCGGCGUUGAAGGCGUCCACAAAGUACGGCGGAGUGAUGCUCUGGUCCAAGUUCUACGAUGACCAGGAUGGUUACAGCUCGGCCAUCAAAAACCACGUCUGAUUCUGCCCACCGUGUGAGUAUAUAUGAAUGAGUUGUGAUUUGUACAUACAUUUGGUCUAGCUACAGUUUGACACAUGCUACCGAGUAUAAUUUAUCUGUACAUAUGUAAGUUCUAUCGAAUAAAAUAGAAGUCCCUUUGAAAUAA
Lolium rigidum is the source of this 1039-nucleotide messenger RNA. RefSeq names its product acidic endochitinase-like. NCBI's taxonomy places the organism in Eukaryota, Viridiplantae, Streptophyta, Magnoliopsida, Poales, Poaceae. The record is from RefSeq and is a predicted model, not a curated record. The transcript has a single exon. Bases 1 to 894 code for a protein of 297 amino acids. Gene Ontology annotation, cellular component: extracellular region. Gene Ontology annotation, biological process: carbohydrate metabolic process. Gene Ontology annotation, molecular function: chitinase activity.